Columba livia (rock pigeon) is the source of this 2892-nucleotide messenger RNA. RefSeq names its product endoplasmic reticulum-golgi intermediate compartment 1 (gene ERGIC1). NCBI's taxonomy places the organism in Eukaryota, Metazoa, Chordata, Aves, Columbiformes, Columbidae. The coding region runs from base 138 to 1010 and encodes 290 amino acids. The transcript has 10 exons. The record is from RefSeq and is a predicted model, not a curated record.
GAGCUCCAGCCGCCCAAUGGGCUGGUGCUGCGCGGCGCCGGGCCCGUCACUUCCUGGCCCUGCAGCCGGCGGCAGCGAGGCGAGAGCCGGGGCCGGGGGCGGCGGGGCCCGCAGCCUGCCCGGCGCCCGCCACCAACAUGCCCUUUGACUUCAGGAGGUUUGACAUCUACAGGAAGGUGCCAAAAGACCUUACACAGCCAACCUACACAGGGGCUAUUAUCUCUGUCUGCUGCUGUCUCUUCAUCCUGUUUCUCUUCCUGUCUGAGCUCACCGGAUUCAUAGCCACUGAAAUAGUUAACGAGCUCUACGUGGAUGAUCCAGACAAAGACAGUGGAGGUAAAAUAGAAGUGAAUUUGAACAUCAGUUUGCCAAACCUUCAUUGUGAAUUAGUUGGACUAGACAUCCAAGAUGAGAUGGGAAGGCACGAAGUGGGUCAUAUUGACAACUCGAUGAAGAUACCUCUCAAUAAUGGGGAUGGCUGCAGGUUCGAGGGCCAUUUCAGCAUCAACAAGGUCCCUGGCAACUUUCACGUGUCCACGCACAGUGCCACCGCACAGCCGCAGAAUCCUGACAUGACUCAUGUCAUCCACAAGCUCUCGUUUGGGGACAAGUUACAGGUCCAUAAUGUUCAUGGAGCGUUCAAUGCCUUGGAGGGAGCAGACAAACUCAGCUCAAAUCCUCUUGCAUCUCACGAUUACAUACUGAAGAUAGUCCCGACGGUGUAUGAAGACAUGGGCGGCAAGCAGCGAUACUCAUACCAAUAUACUGUAGCAAAUAAGGAGUACGUAGCCUACAGUCACACUGGCCGCAUUAUCCCAGCUAUCUGGUUUCGUUACGACUUGAGCCCCAUCACAGUGAAAUACACAGAGAGGCGACAGCCUUUAUACAGGUUUAUCACAUCGAUAUGUGCCAUCAUCGGAGGAACAUUUACUGUAGCUGGGAUCCUCGACUCCUGCAUUUUCACAGCUUCAGAGGCCUGGAAGAAGAUCCAGCUGGGGAAAAUGCAGUAGCGUUGAAACUACCCGGGUCUCCAAGGACAGGAGCGAAGAUUGAGAAACCUACCACUACCUGUUUUUGUCUUUAUUUUCUAUUCGAUUGAAUCAGUUGAGUUUUUCCUCUAAUCAGGCUGUUCAGUGAAGACACCUUCAACAAAUCAAAGAAAUCUCCAUGCAUUUCAGAGCUCUGAGAGCGAAAAAUCAAUGGAAUCGGGGUGUGGAUUUUGAUUCUCUCCCCCCAGGAAGAGAGGUUGAAAUGCCAUGUGUGAAAUACACUGUCAGGUCUGUGUAAGGGUGACAGUCUGUUCUCUGGGAGGUUCCUAUGGCAAUGUACAGAUUAGGUAGUAGAUUGCAAAGAGUUGAGCUGUCUUGUGGCACUUUUUGGAAUUCUGUUGGUUUUGCAUGAUUAGACAAUCGACUUUUGUAUAAGGCAAAACGAUACAUUAGGAAGAAAUUCCACCCGUGGUGCCAAAAAGGUGGCGUAUCUGUUGGUGAGGAGUGGAAAGUGUUAGUCCCCGUAGCAAACUUUAGAGACAGAGGGCAGAAAUAACAUUAAAAAGAUGUUUUGUGCUUUUAUUGAAAGCUGUUUUGUUCAGAUACGACCUUUCUAAUGAAAUGAGCAAAACGGGGGGAAACCUUCCCCCAGGUACCUUCUCCUGGGCGAUGUUUGAUCCGGGCAGCGAGGGCCGCGCUUUUACUCUGGAUGUAAAAGUGCUUUCAUUUCUUCCCACAAACUGAAUAUCCAGUCUUGUGUUUACAGGUGGCAUGAAGUAAAAACCAAACCGAGCAACACAGUUUUAUGUGGCCUUUGCUUUGAAAGGGAAUAGUUGUCGUUACAGCAUUAGCUUUUAUUCGUUCUUAUGCUUUUUUUUUUUAAAAAAACACAGACCACCCAACAGUCUGGAUUCUGCACUUCUGCUUUAUUAUUGUUGUUACUUUGGAAAGGGGUUAUACAUUCUGUGUGUUCAGAAAAACGGUGCGGACGAUGAGCACCUUACUGUCUUGCUUUGUGUGUGUAUAUUGAAAACACCUGUCAAACACAGGAGGUCUCUCUUUUCAGGGCUUAAGGUACCUCCGUUUUCAUUUAAAACUCAGUCAGGCGUCUUUUCUGAGCCCCAGGCUGACACUGGUCACCACAGGUGAACCCCUGCUAGCAGUUGUUUUAUUGGAUUCCUUAAAAUGGUACCUGAGCUCCCAUUCAUUCCAGCCUUGUCUUCUGGGGCCUCCCAAAAACAGAGGCGUGAGGGGAGAACCCCCGCCAGGGGUGGUUGUGUGUGGUGGUAGGUGCGAGUUCACUGAAAUUAGACCAAACCCCACCAGCGCGUUUUCCACGGCCUCCUAAGUGUUUCUUGAGUAGUAACAGUCUCUGCAUGCUUUGUAAGUGUCUGAGCCGAGGAUACGCAAAUUGUAGGUGUUCCGGGAUGGAUAAAAAUCAUAAAAUAAAGAUCUUUAAUUCAAUCAAUGCUGUAAAUUUGAAGAUGGGUGCCGGAUUUCUCUUGGAUAAUAUUUCCUGCCGACUGCCCUUUCCUGGAGGCAAAAGCAUCCAAACAUUAUGCUGCAAAAAUGAGAAUCUUGGAAUAUUCAGUGUUAAUGCUAGAGUCAGAUACAUUUCAAAAGUAUUGCUAAUACAUGUCUGUUGAAAUUGUCUCGUUGAUUUGGAAGCAGGGAAGGUAGCCAGUUUUAUCCACACACCAGCCACCCUCCCCGCCGUCCUCUGCCCUGUAGCGACUUCGCACAAAUUACAGCAUUGGAAUUUUUUCCCUGUUCUUAUUAUGGACUGAUUGCUAUUACUUUUAGGUGUAAACUGGAUUGUGUAACUUCCUGUAUCUGUUAAUGUAUGGAUAGAUUUUAUACUUUUUUUUUUUUUUUCCAUUUACAAAAAUCGACUUGAAAACGA